CUAGGACCCGGGGGCGGGGCGUGACAUGAAAAUCUUCUUCUAUGUGUUGUGGUAACUCAGGAGUCCGGUGAAGACGGUAACGGAACCCUGAAGCCCAGAGAACCGGAGUCAUGAGGGCCGUGCCCACCUGGGUGGAUAAAGUCCAUGACAGGGACAAGGUGGAGCAGUGCAUUUAUGACCUCGCCUUUAAACCUGAUGGGACUCAGCUGAUUGUGGCCGCAGGGAACAAAGUGCUGGUCUAUGACACAUCAGACGGGACUUUGCUGCAGCCAUUGAAGGGACACAAGGACACGGUGUACUGUGUGGCGUACGCUAAAGAUGGAAAGCGAUUUGCUUCAGGAUCUGCUGAUAAAAGUGUCAUCAUAUGGACGUCCAAACUGGAAGGAAUAUUGAAGUAUACGCACAAUGAUUCCAUCCAGUGUGUGUCUUACAACCCGAUGACCCACCAGCUGGCGUCCUGCUCCUCCAGUGAUUUCGGUCUUUGGUCUCCAGAGCAGAAGUCGGUUUCCAAACACAAAGUGAGCAGUAAGAUCACCUGCUGCAGCUGGACAAAUGACGGACAGUACCUCGCCCUGGGGAUGUUCAAUGGAGUCGUAAGCAUCAGGAACAAGAAUGGUGAGGAGAAAGUGAAAAUUGAGCGACCUGGAGGAUCUCUGUCACCAAUCUGGUCCAUCUGCUGGAAUCCUUCAAAGGACGAGCACAAUGACAUCUUGGCUGUGGCGGACUGGGGACAGAAAUUAUCCUUUUACCAGCUAAGCGGAAAGCAGGUUGGGAAGGACAGAUCCCUGGGCUGUGAUCCCUGCUGUGUCAGCUACUUCUCUAAAGGUGAAUAUAUCAUCCUGAGCGGCUCUGACAGACAGGUGUCUCUCUUCACAAAGGACGGGGUACGGCUGGGCACUAUUGGGGAGCAGAACUCCUGGGUGUGGACGUGCAAAGUCAAACCUGAUUCCAACUAUGUGGUCGUUGGGUGUCAGGAUGGGACUCUUUCUUUCUACCAGCUGAUUUUCAGCACAGUGCAUGGACUCUACAAGGACAGAUAUGCCUUCAGGGACUGCAUGACCGAUGUUAUAGUCCAGCAUCUCAUCACUGAGCAGAAAGUGAGGAUUAAGUGCCGGGAGCUGGUGAAGAAGAUUGCCAUCUAUAAGAACAGGCUGGCCAUUCAGAUGCCCGAGAAGAUCUUGAUUUAUGAGCUCUAUUCUGAAGAUGCCGCUGACAUGCACUACCGGGUCAAAGAAAAAAUUAUCAAAAAGUUUGAAUGUAAUUUGCUUGUGGUUUGCUCGCAGCAUGUUAUCCUAUGCCAGGAGAAGCGUUUGCAGUGCUUGUCCUUCAAAGGUGUGAAGGAGAGAGAGUGGAUGAUGGAGUCUUUAAUUCGGUACAUAAAGGUGAUUGGAGGCCCUCCAGGAAGAGAAGGCUUGUUAGUGGGACUGAAAAAUGGACAGAUCCUGAAGAUCUUUGUGGACAACCUAUUUGCCAUCACCUUACUGAAGCAAUCAACAUCCGUCCGCUGCUUGGACAUGAGCGCCACCCGCAACAAGCUCGCCGUGGUGGAUGAGAACAACACGUGUCUGGUGUAUGAUAUCACAACCAAGGAGCUGCUGUUUCAGGAGCCCAACGCAAACAGUGUAGCCUGGAACACCCAGUGCGAGGACAUGUUGUGUUUUUCUGGAGGAGGAUACCUCAACAUUAAAGCCAAUAACUUCCCUGUCCACCAGCAGAAGCUUCAGGGGUUUGUGGUGGGGUACAACGGCUCCAAAAUCUUCUGUCUACACGUCUACUCCAUGUCUUCUGUUGACGUCCCACAGUCUACUCCAAUGUAUCAGUACCUGGAGAGGAAGAUGUUCCGUGAGGCCUAUCAGAUUGCCUGCCUAGGGGUCACCGAUCUGGACUGGAGGGAGUUGGCCAUGGAAGCUUUGGAAGGCCUUGAUUUUGAGACUGCGAAGAAGGCAUUUAUACGCAUAAGAGAUCUUCGCUACCUGGAACUCAUCAAUAGUAUUGAGGAAAGGAAAAAGCGAGGAGAUUCCAACGACGACUUAUUUUUGGCAGAUGUGCACGCCUAUGAGGGCAAGUUCCAUGAGGCCGCCAAACUGUACAAGAGAGGAGGACAGGAGAGCCGAGCCCUCAACAUGUAUACUGACCUGCGCAUGUUUGACUACGCCAAGGAUUUCUUGGGAUCUGGGGACCCAAAAGAGACUAAGACUCUAAUCACGAAGCAGGCGGACUGGGCCCGGAAUAUCCGUGAACCAAAAGCGGCAGCGGAGAUGUAUCUGUCAGCUGGAGAGCACAUGAAAGCCAUAGAGCUGAGCGGGGACCACGGCUGGGUGGAGAUGUUGAUCGAUAUAGCGAGGAAGCUGGACAAAGCCGAGAGAGAGCCGCUGUCACGGUGCGCUUACUAUUUCAAAAAGCUGCAGCAUCAUGGCUAUGCGGCCGAGACGUACAUGAAGAUUGGGGAUCUGAAGGCGCUGGUCCUGCUGCAUGUGGAGACGCAGCACUGGGAGGAGGCAUUUGCUUUAGUAGAGAAAUAUCCAGAAUAUAAGGAUGAGGUCUACGUUCCAUACGCGCAGUGGCUGGCAGAAAAUGACCGGUUUGAGGAAGCGCAGAAAGCCUUCCACAAAGCUGGUCGCCAGGAUGAAGCUGUCAGGGUACUGGAGCAGCUUACCCACAAUGCCGUAGUGGAGAGCAGAUUUAACGACGCAUCGUAUUAUUACUGGAUGCUGUCUAUGCAGUGCCUCGAUAUUGCACAAGAUAAUGAGGAGAAGCAGGAUGCCAUGCUGCACAAGUUUCACUAUUUCCAGCAUCUGGCCGAACUUUAUCAUGUCUACCACUCCAUCCAGAGAUACACCGAUGAACCGUUCAGUUCUCACUUACCAGAAACCUUGUUCAAUAUCGCCAGGUUCCUGCUGCACAGUCUGACCAAAGAAAGUCCUCUGGGCAUAUCCAAGGUGAACACUUUGUACACAUUGGCCAAACAGAGCAAGGCCCUGGGCGCUUAUAAACUUGCCCGGCAUGUGUAUGAGAGACUCCAAGGCCUCCGAAUUCCCAGCAAAUUCCAGGAGCCCAUUGAGCUGGGAAUUCUCACUAUCCGUUCCAAGCCGUUCCAUGACAGUGAGGAGCUCGUCCCCAUGUGUUACCGAUGCUCAACCAACAAUCCUUUCCUGAACAACCUGGGGAACGUCUGCAUCAACUGCAGGCAGAGGUUUAUCUUCUCUGCAUCCUCCUAUGAAGUGCUGCCUCUGGUGGAAUUUUACCUGGAAGAAGGGAUCUCAGAUGACGAGGCCACGUCCCUCAUUGACCUGGAAGCCCCAAGAAGUCAACCCAGUAAAGACAGGUGGCAGGAGAUGUCCUCGGCGGAGGCGCAGACCCUGCGGCUGGACGAGGACGAACCGAUCCUGGACGACGACCCCUUCACAGCAAAACUAAGUUUCGAGCAAGGCGGCUCAGAGUUCAUCCCUGUGAUAGUGAACCGCGCCGUGCUGAGGUCCAUGAGCCGGCGGGACAUCAUGGUGAAGCGUUGGCCGAGGCCCUUGAAAUGGCAGUAUUACCGCUCCCUGCUCCCCGAUGUCUCCAUCACCAUGUGCCAGUCCUGUUUCCAGAUGUUCCACACAGAAGACUAUGAACUUCUCGUCCUUCAGCACAACUGUUGCCCAUACUGCCGGAAACCCAUCGAAGAGACCACCCAGUGAUGAGGGCAAGAGCGCCCCCCGGCCCCUACCAGCCAGCGCCGUACAGCAGAGCUGAAUAUGUUUAUUAAUAUUCUAUAUAAAUUAUUAAAUCAUUUCUACAAG
Molecule: messenger RNA, 3782 nt
Organism: Bufo gargarizans (Asiatic toad)
Lineage: Eukaryota; Metazoa; Chordata; Amphibia; Anura; Bufonidae
Gene: IFT122
Product: intraflagellar transport 122
Exons: 29
Coding region: 111-3680 (1189 amino acids)
Biological process (GO): protein localization to cilium; intraciliary retrograde transport; non-motile cilium assembly
Cellular component (GO): non-motile cilium; intraciliary transport particle A
Molecular function (GO): protein binding
Source: RefSeq, a predicted model, not a curated record